AUGUCUGUUACGCCUAAUUAUUUUCCAAAAGGCUCUCGUAUCCUAGUCACCGGUGCAAAUGGAUAUGUGGCGAGUAAUGUCAUCCAACAUUUAGUGGAAGCUGGGUAUAAGGUCCGCGGGACUGUCCGAACUCCAAAGCCAUGGCUAGACGAGAUGUUCAAAGAAAACUUUGGAGAAGAUUCAUUUGAAUCCGUGGUUUUGCCUAAUUUUGAUGACGUUGAUUCGCUUUUUUGCGCUAUGGCAGAUGUGAGCGGUGUGGCUCACGUGGCGUCGGAUGUCAGUUUUGGGACAAACCUGAAGGAUGUUAUCCCGUGGGUUGUCAGGGCUGUUCAGAAUUUUCUGGAAGCUGCAUCGAGACAGCCCUCUGUUCAACGGGUUGUGAUGACAUCGUCGGGUGUUACAGCGAGGGCCCCGAAGCCCAACAAGGACUACGUCACUGUGUAUGAAGAUACUUGGAACGAUGAGGCCAUCAAAGCGGCAUUGGAUCCGACCACCCCGGAAAGAGCAAAGGGGCUCUUGGGUUACUGUGCCUCAAAGACCGAAGCAGAAAAGGCAGCGUGGCAGUGGAUCAAGGAGAAUAAUCCUCGGUUCACAUUUAACGCUAUCCUCCCGUGCUAUACAAUCGGACGGGUACUCCACGAGAAAAUCAACGGCUCAACGAUGGGCUGGGUUCGAGACCUUCUUACUGGCGACCGACAAAUCUUCAGCUUAUAUGUCCCUCUAGAUGUGAUUGACAUUGCGCGUCUCCAUGCACUGGCUCUCCUCAACCCAAACAUUGUCUCCCAGCGUAUCUUUGGAUUUGGGAGUCCGCUUAAUUUGACCGACAUCGUUUCCAUUCUCCGAAAGCUUCGACCUGAAAAUAAGCAGAUUCCUAACGCACCUGAGAUUGAUUGGAAUGAGGAGAGUAUCAUUUUGCCUGCCAAAAAGGCAGAGAAGUUGCUGCAGGACUUCUGUGGGAGGAAAGGUUGGACAACUGCCGAGGACAGUAUCGCCGAGGGAAUCCGAGGUUAUUAA
Messenger RNA from Aspergillus melleus, 1014 nucleotides. RefSeq lists its product as uncharacterized. The record is from RefSeq and is a predicted model, not a curated record. Gene Ontology annotation, molecular function: oxidoreductase activity, acting on the CH-OH group of donors, NAD or NADP as acceptor. Bases 1 to 1014 code for a protein of 337 amino acids. The transcript has 5 exons. NCBI's taxonomy places the organism in Eukaryota, Fungi, Ascomycota, Eurotiomycetes, Eurotiales, Aspergillaceae.